AUGCGUAUCUACCUUAACUUCUUUAUAUUGGAUCGUCUAAGGCUAUUAUUAUUACGUUUUCGCAUCUAUCUGGAUGAAAGGGCAAUAAAACGUUUUCCACCAUUACUCGCUCCAGGUGAGGAUUUUCAUUGCGAUAAAACGGGCGAUAUGCUGUGGUACUUCAUGUUCUAGUAAGAGUUGCGUUUUCUACUUAAGUUUUUGCAAGAGGCAAAGAGUUGAUACUCUAACGAACUACGUUUUGUGAUGCAAUGAAAUUUUGCAUCAUGAAAAAACUUAAAAUAAACGGUUCUGUCAGAAUCGCAAAGCAUUCCAAAACCGAAGAGUUUGCAAAAAAAUUUCCAGAUAUUAAACAAGGUAUUAUUGGAAACUGAAAAAGAUUAUUCAGAUACCCUUCCCGUUUUCACCGAAAAUUUUAGGUUCCAAAAGACUUUCUCACAAUACUCCUUCGGUUUCGGAAGACACC
Didymodactylos carnosus is the source of this 463-nucleotide messenger RNA. The record is from the annotation of a GenBank genome assembly. NCBI's taxonomy places the organism in Eukaryota, Metazoa, Rotifera, Eurotatoria, Philodinida, Philodinidae.